This is a messenger RNA of Zootoca vivipara (common lizard), 1059 nucleotides long. Its product is annotated as triggering receptor expressed on myeloid cells 2. Lineage: Eukaryota; Metazoa; Chordata; Lepidosauria; Squamata; Lacertidae. The record is from RefSeq and is a predicted model, not a curated record. Gene Ontology annotation, cellular component: cell surface. Gene Ontology annotation, molecular function: signaling receptor activity.
UUUCAUCUUUGCUUGCGAAUCUUCUCUCUUUAUCUGCUGGAGUGAGAUGGAGAACUUUAUGCAUCUCAUCUUCUUGGUCUCCUUGUCAGAAGCAUACGCGACUGAGGAUGUUCCAACGGUGUAUGGUGUCGAAGGAGAGCCCAUCACCAUCAAUUGCACUUACAACCCCCAGGAGAACCAGUGGAGAGAGAAGAGUUGGUGCAAGCACAUCAGUGAGAUGUCAUGUCAGCAUGUCGUCAGCGCCCGGCGUUUUUGGAUGCCGUUCCUCAAAAAAAGGAAUGGCACCACUGCCAUUGCCGACAACAUCGAGAAGGGAAUUCUCACAGUGACCAUUGACCCGUUCCAGAAAGAGGAUGCUGGUUUGUAUCAGUGCAAGGCGGAAUUCUUGGGGGCUACAAACAUCCUGCAGAAAGUGAAGGUGGAAGUUCUGACAGGUCUAUGGGAGACUGAGGCACCUGAGGAGCCCAGAGCAGUGCACAGCAUCUCCAGCACCCUGUCAGAUGCUGAAGUCAAUCUUCGCUUCCUUGUGGCUGGAUUCUUGGGUUUCAAGCUCCUGGUUGCUGUAGUCAUCUUGAUCGCUGCCAAGAGCCAGUGCAGCAGACAGACAAAGGAUGAGAGCCAUGGAGAAAAUGAGCACCAGCUCUUCCCAAUCACAGGCUAAAAAGUUUGGCAUAAAUGGGAUGUCAUGGAAAGACGAAUAAGUAAGAAUUCAAAGAUAGGUGCAUAGAAAUGCUCCAGCAGACAGGAUGUGAAGGACAUGUUUGCUUUCUCCUGUGGCCUGUGUUCCAUGACCAAUGCAAGGACUGUGGUGGUUCCAUUUAUAAAGCCAGAUGUUGCCAGCAAGUCAAACUAAACAGCUUUGCUGUAGACAAUAAAGAGUAUCAGAUGAAUGCUCCACCCAGAAGCACUUUUAAUAUUAUCUUGAGAACAAUCUGUACAGUGUAAGAAUAAAUGUAUGAAUAUACAUCUCUUUCUCUAAGUUCUUUCUGUUGCAAAGGGAGCAUAACAAUAAUUACAUGCAGAAAAAGAAAAGAAUGGCUCACACAAUAUAAACUGCAA